This is a messenger RNA of Giardia duodenalis, 1659 nucleotides long. Its product is annotated as Tubulin binding cofactor C family protein. The transcript has a single exon. The record is from RefSeq and is a predicted model, not a curated record. Lineage: Eukaryota; Fornicata; Diplomonadida; Hexamitidae. Bases 1 to 1659 code for a protein of 552 amino acids.
AUGCGGCUUCGUGAAGAGGUCAUCUUCCUCACCCUGUUCAACAUCAGCAGUAAGUCCCGGCUCUCAUUAGAUAACUUUGCAAGCAUCGCAGCCCUUUGUCUGACGGGUGCAACCGAAUUUCAGAACAAGAUGACCUUUGCCCUCUGGCAAAAAGUCGGCGCAGACUGCUGCGGGCUUAAGGAACAAGAGAUUGCAAUGAUCUAUAAUUUGUUCGAGGCGACGCUUGCUUGCGGGAUUCGAGGUGUUAUUCGCAGUCUUCCCACAGUUCACAGAUUCAUUGUAUUUCUCUUUUCCGUGAUAUUUAGACACUCCAUGCUCUCAAAGAAGUCUGCCAUGGCCACGGAUGAUGCGUGGCCAUUGAGCAUGAACGGGGAAGAUCUGGACUCGCUGAUAAAAAGCUACUUUUCACUCAAUGUCAACAUCCUCAUUGCUGCGCUCUGCCUUACCCCUGAAGCUGUACAAGCAGGAUCUAUCAAUGGAGCUGAUAUUGCGCUGACGAAGGAUGCUAUCGAAGGCCUGGAUAUAUUGCUUCAGGCAGAGACAAGUCAGCAGGAAGAUUUCGUUGACUCAUUCUGUGCAUUUUUCGAGAUUUCUAUUGGUGAUCCAGUUCUUACUGUAGCAAGCUCUAUUUCUCGCUUCUUUAACAUCACGACGUACGACUGUGCAAAUAUUGUAUUUUCAUCAGCUCCCGAUCCUAUUCGCUCCUAUCAGCCUCAGCUGUCGUCUUCUUCGUCUAACGUCUUAAGUACCUCGGGAACCUUGUCGACGCCGACACUGGAAGCCAAGGCGCAGCUAAGUGCCCCUGCUAGCCCAGCACUGGCGUCAGGAUGCCCGCAGGCUCGUCCAGGUACGUCUGCAUCGGGGAUCCCCACAUAUGAGUAUGAUGAUCGCUAUAACCACAUUCGCAUCAGAAGCCUUUCCAAGGCAGGGAUAGGGGUCUUCGCUGCCGCUACCCAUAGACCCCCCACAGCUGUCAUUGCCAACUGCGCCAACUGCACCAUAUUUCUGAUUGCUCCCUGCUCACACGUCGUCAUUGCCAACUGCAGAAACGUAAAGAUCGUCCUGGGGACCGUGGCGGGGACCGUCUCCAUGUGCUACUGCAUGCGUAUGACCUUCUCUGCCGUAGCGGACUUCUUCAAGGCAAAUACCAUUGAGAACUGUCUGAUGUAUGUCACCAGUCGGAACUCCUGUGUGCAUGACAGCAACACAAAGACGAAUAAGAUUGCCCCCUACAAUUACAUAUUCCCCUCACUGGAGGAUUGCCUGCAGCAGCAAGGACUAGCGGACAUCUGCCAGCAGGGCGAGAGCUUUGGGAUGAAGCUCUACAGCCCACUGGGGCUGGGAGUGUGUGAGAAUCUGAUAUUCAUGGAUCCAAAGACGUACUGCACCGCGGUGGUCCCGUUCGACUCGAAGCUUCUGACGGGAAAGACCAAAGCGCUGCCGAUCAUUCUGCCCUCGGUCUUCCGGCAGACCAUGAAGGAGAGGUCUGAAAAGCUGACCGUGCUUGGUAGGAAGAUACGGGAUCCCUCGUUGACAGCCGAGCAGAAGGCGGCGUUUGAGGCGUACUGCAAGAGCGCCUUCGUCUCGUGGGUUAAGGCCAACAUGCUCACAACCGAGCUCUUAGAGAUCACCACGGCGCGGAUGUACGAGCUCGAGUAA